CAUGUCAUUGUGACAUCACAGUCUUGAUGAUUAUGUUACUCUCUGUCUGCUGCUGUGUCACUAAUUUGUUAGCACAGCUAAGUUACAGCAGGCAGCAUCUUUAAAACUGAACAGUAGACUGAGGUUCCAAGUUAUUUUCUGCCACAAUGUUUAUUUACAUUAAACAUGGAGAUAAUGACCAGUUCCUGGUCAACACCAAUUGUACAGUUGCUGUCCUCAUGCAAUACAUGAAAACUAGGUUGCGACUUGCUGAGUCAGAGCUCAUAGACCUGUGUGAUGAACGAGGAGGGCUGAAAUUCCUCUUUAUGCCCCAGAAUUCACAGGAUACUGCUUGUGGACUGCUAAAGGCUAGAGAGUCAUUCUUCGCUUGCAUUAUUAAGCGUACGUCUGAUGGGGCUUAUACUUCUGUCACAUCUCUACUAUCCAGUGUUCACUAUGCUCUGAUAGAGACUCUGCAGACUCAGAUUGACAAUCUUGAGAAAACUCGCCUGAAGCAGCUUCAUGUUGUGGAGGCUCUUAUGGCUACAUCAAUGGGAAUCAAUGCUCAAGCACUGCUUAAAAUCACUAAAAAGCGCAAGAAAGUUACGCAUGUAAAUGCCGCUGAUGAAGUCCAGCGCCACACAGGGGACAGGAAGAGCAGGAACUGAGAAAACGCCAUCACAUCAGUCUUCAUGCUCUUUCUUAAUGUUGAGUCCCAGUUUAAUUCAUUCAAAUUACAGACGUGUUCAUCAGAAAUGCUGUAUUACUUUUU
Messenger RNA from Rhinichthys klamathensis goyatoka, 751 nucleotides. RefSeq names its product chromosome unknown CXorf65 homolog (gene cunhxorf65). The transcript is spliced from 6 exons. Bases 147 to 647 code for a protein of 166 amino acids. The record is from RefSeq and is a predicted model, not a curated record. Lineage: Eukaryota; Metazoa; Chordata; Actinopteri; Cypriniformes; Leuciscidae.